This is a messenger RNA of Clonostachys solani, 1704 nucleotides long. The record is from the annotation of a GenBank genome assembly. Lineage: Eukaryota; Fungi; Ascomycota; Sordariomycetes; Hypocreales; Bionectriaceae.
AUGACUUUGCAAUCGCUGCUGAAGCGCAUUGAGCUGCCCCACGGCUCACGGUGGAUUAAUGACGACUUGCGCCCGAUUGAGACUGAGAGACGCACAUGGAAUUUUCUUACUUUCCACAACUAUUGGCUGCUCAUCAAUUGCAACAUCGCGACCUUCCUCACCGGCAGUGCUCUGAUACCACUUGGUCUGACCUGGUGGCAGGCCAUCAUUGCCAUUGUUAUCGGGAACAUUCUUGCCACCACUGCGCUUGUCCUCAGCUCCCUUGCCGGGGCCUAUUACCACGUUGGCUUCUCUGUCUAUAGUCGAGCAGUAUGGGGUGUCUGGGGCUCCCAGUUUGUCAUUUGGAACAGAGUUUUCCUUGCACUCGUUUGGUAUGGCUUUCAAUCAUGGGUUGGCGGCGAGUGCGUAUACUUGAUUCUGCUUUCUUGGGAUCCAAAUUAUGAGCAACGGAUCCCAAACACGAUACCCGCUGAGACAGGCAUGACUUCGGCCCAGUUUCUCGCUUACUUCAUUUUUUCCAUCAUCAGUCUCCCGACCCUCUGUAUCAGACCUCAUCGCCUUCAGAACUUCUUCUAUUUCGCCAGCGCAGUGACGUUGGUCUUCUUCAUUGUCCUCCUUAUCUGGGCUCUGGCUACCAUGGGCCCCUCAGGAUUCGGAAGCACACUUGACUCGACUGCCACUCUACCUGUUACAGGCGGGCCCUACAGCACCGUUUGGUUGAUGAUUUCGGGCAUCAUGUCCACUGUCGGCUCCAUCGCUGCCGGCAUUCUUAACCAGAAUGACUACGCUCGUUUCGCCCGCAAGCCCCGCGAUGCCAUCUGGGGCCAAGUUCUUCCUUACCCUCUGUACAGUAUCUUUGCCUCAGUUCUGGGCAUUCUAGUCACAGCCGCUACCCAGGAACGGAUGGGAGGCGAGGCCAUCUGGAACCCGCCCACGCUUUUUGUUCGCCUCCUUGAACAGAACCCCACCGCUGGGACAAGGGCUGCUCUGUUCUUUUCCGGUCUAGCUCUCUGCAUAUCUCAGAUUGGAAGCAGCAUACCGGGGAAUGCACUUGCCGGGGGCAUUGACCUCUCGGCUGUGUUUCCACGGUACAUCAAUAUUCGCAGAGGGGCGUUCGUCGUCGCGAUUCUGAGUCCCAUUGUCAAUCCAUGGCGCCUAGUGAACACAGCGACCAUCUUCCUCACUGUUUUGUCAAGCUACGGUAUUUUCCUUGCACCCAUGACAGGUAUCAUGGCCUCCCAGUACCUCCUGGUUAGCAAGCAGAAGGUCAACGUGGAUGACUUGUACCGUGGUGAUUCUCGAGGUACAUAUUGGUAUACCAAGGGAGUAAACUGGCGUGCCCCCAUAUCCUGGGUUGCUGGCGUUAUACCACCCUUACCCGGGUUCAUUGCUGCAGUCAAUACAUCCGUGACAGUCACUGAUGGAGCCACAGAGCUUUACUAUCUGAACUAUCUGUUUGGUUUCCUUGUCAGUGGUCUUCUAUAUUGGGCCCUACAUCUCAUAUUUCCCGACCAGAAGUCCGAUGAGUUUGUGCGCAACAGCCCGAGUGCCAAGUCGCUCCAGCAGCUGUAUCACACCCGGUGGGACGUAACCCUGGCUGAGACUUGGGAUCUACUGAACGAACCGGCUGUGGUCGCUUUGACUGAAGGUGGUAAGGAGCCUAAUGUGACUGUGGGGGUCGCUAAAGGGUCUCAGAUUGCGUGA